This is a messenger RNA of Drosophila willistoni, 1096 nucleotides long. It is a transcript of the gene Pex19, whose product is annotated as peroxisomal biogenesis factor 19. Gene Ontology annotation, biological process: protein import into peroxisome membrane. Gene Ontology annotation, cellular component: peroxisomal membrane; peroxisome. The record is from RefSeq and is a predicted model, not a curated record. Lineage: Eukaryota; Metazoa; Arthropoda; Insecta; Diptera; Drosophilidae. Bases 66 to 944 code for a protein of 292 amino acids. The transcript has 5 exons.
AGCACUGUCGGCCACCCCCACCGGGAGUAAAAUUGGAAACAAAAAAAUUCUUAAAUUCUUACACAAUGACCGACGAAAAGCAGAAUGGAGAUGAAUUGAACGAUCUUUUGGAUAGUGCUCUUCAGGACUUCGAUAAGGGAAAAGAUGGUGAAAGCGGCAGUGCUAAACAAGAGAAGGCCAAGACUACGGAUGUAAAUACCGAUGGAGGCGAAGAAGAUCCUGAUGCAUUUUUCAUUGAACAGGCUAAAGUGUUAGCGGAUCGUAUGAACACACUCUUCGGAGGCCCAGAUACCCCAUGUGGCGAUGUACCACCGUUGCCUCAGGAUCCUGACCAAAUAAUGGCUGGAUUUAAGAAAAUGGCCGAGGCAGCUGCUCUGACUUUAAGCGGUGAAAAUUCGGCAACCGAUGACGAUGUUAGCAAGUAUUCUGAUAGCAUUUCACAGGCCCUAAAGGGAUUACAGGAAGGCAGUGAGAAUCUAAGCGCUCCAGCUUCCGAUAACGAUAUUGCAAGCAUGUUUGGAUCUCUUAAUUUGGGAGGGGAUGGGCAGUCAGGAGAGGCCGAUGGUAAUAUGUUUUUACCUUUCAUGGAAGGUAUGAUGCAAACACUGCUUUCGGCAGAGAUUUUAUUGCCAAGUAUUAAAGAACUGCUUGAAAAGUAUCCUAAAUAUUUGGAAGAAAACGAUGCCAAACUAUCGACCGAGGACAAGGAAAGAUUCCAAAAACAGCUAGAGUUGUAUAAAAUUAUCGAAGGACAUCUGCAAGCUGAGAGCCCCGAAGAUUCCUCAGCAGUUAAACGUGAAAAAUUUCGUGUGGUUUUGGAUGAUAUGCGAAAAUUGCAAGACUAUGGCCAGCCACCUGCGGAGAUAUUGGCCGAAACUGGGGGAGAUUUACCCUUUGGUGAUGCCACUGGAAAUCCCGGAAAUCCUCAGUGUCCCACGAUGUGAAUAAUUGUGGGAAUGAGAGAGAGGUAAAAUAUGGUGAUGUGUGCCAAUUACUAAUUGUUAGUUGUUGAGUGUUACACAUUGUUUAGUCCAUAAGAAAUUCUUUAUAAAACUGUAUUUUAUUUUUAAUUCAGACAACAAAAGAAAAAACGAAA